This is a messenger RNA of Eimeria tenella, 651 nucleotides long. RefSeq lists its product as uncharacterized. Lineage: Eukaryota; Apicomplexa; Conoidasida; Eucoccidiorida; Eimeriidae. Gene Ontology annotation, biological process: tRNA modification. The transcript has 4 exons. Bases 1 to 651 code for a protein of 216 amino acids. The record is from RefSeq and is a predicted model, not a curated record. Gene Ontology annotation, molecular function: tRNA dimethylallyltransferase activity.
AUGCCGCUGCAACAGCAGCAGCAGCAGCAGCAGCCGCUGCAGCAGCAGCAGCAGCAGCAGCACCGGCUUCCUAAAGUGCUGUUCAUAAUUGGCCCCACAGGCGUGGGCAAGUCCCGCUUGGCUUUUGACUUGUGCAUGAAGUUAAAGGACAAAGGAGUCCAAGCGGAAAUCGUCAGCGCAGACUCUAUGCAGGUCUACAAGGGCUGCGACAUAGGCACUGCGAAAGCAGCAGCAGCAGAAAGAGCAGCAAUUCCGCACCACCUGCUGGACCUUUGCUGCCCCCAGGAGGCCUUCACUGCUGCGGACUUCUUAGCAGCAGCAAAGCGCACCGUGCGUGACCACUGGACCGGACCAAUCAAAGCGCUGAGCCAGGCGGGCAAGUUCCCGGUGGUGGUGGGGGGCACUCAGCUGUACGUGGAGCUGCUGCUGUGGCGCUCUGCUGUCGACGUUUACAGCGACUCCGAAUUAAAUCCAAAAAAAGAAAAAACGCAAAAAAGGGAAAUUCAAACGGACAAAAGCGAAGAAAAAGCAGAAUCAAAUUUCCCUGCACCAAGCAGCAGCAGCUGCCCAGCAGCAGCAGCACAGCAGCAGCAGCAGCAGCAGCAGCAGCAGCACGGCAGCACCAACAACAGCAAGUUGAUUGGUAAGUGA